This is a messenger RNA of Anopheles coluzzii, 2951 nucleotides long. RefSeq names its product riboflavin transporter 2. Bases 1380 to 2711 code for a protein of 443 amino acids. Gene Ontology annotation, biological process: riboflavin transport. The transcript is spliced from 2 exons. Gene Ontology annotation, molecular function: riboflavin transmembrane transporter activity. NCBI's taxonomy places the organism in Eukaryota, Metazoa, Arthropoda, Insecta, Diptera, Culicidae. The record is from RefSeq and is a predicted model, not a curated record. Gene Ontology annotation, cellular component: plasma membrane.
UUGUUUGUAGUAAGCCUUUCACAGUUAACAAAACAACACGAAGUUUAACCUAGAGAGGGCUUGCCGUGGUAAUGUCUACCAAUGGUUUGGCAAAGCCAAGUUCCGUACCCAAUCAGGUGUGAAAUAUUAAGAGUUCUGAUUACACCACCGCGUUACCGAAGGCCAUUAAGCGGACUAUACGCUCUACGCGGAGGGCGUUUUCUAAUUGUACAGCGUGUCCAAGCGGGCUGGGAGGUCCCCUUUCCACUCUGCCGAGGACAGCCGAGGCUUUAGGGGAAAGCUUUUAAUAUCCCAACAGCACCACUUGACGAUUGUGAGGCAUCCGCUAACGACGCCCAUAUCUCGAUAUCUUCAUCCGCGUGUUAUUGCUCGCUAUCGGGAUUGUAGCUGGGGCCGUGCAUGCAGCAGACGGAUGACGGGGGCUCUUUACUAUCUCUCGCUUUCUCGGCCCGGCCGUCAGCGCCGUGAUUGCUCCACCUUCGCCGGCAGUCCAGCACGCGGUGCUCCGAAAGUCCCGUUCCCAUGCUACAUUGUGGCGUGAAUUGACAUUGGACCAUUGCUGUCCGGCGGUUUAUCUGCCACAAUAUGUACUCCCUUCGCUUGAUAAGAUAUUACGUGUACGGCAGCAAUAUCAAAACAAUACCGCCAUACCAGAAGCGAAGAUCCGUGGUGCAAUACGGUGCUCAGCGCGUCAUCACCAGCGUGAAUCUCGCUCCAAGAACGCUCUCCCUUUUCGGAAGAGCUCCUGGCGCGCGCCUCAUCAGCUGCUCGGGUGCUGCUUCCCAAUGGUUUCAGAUGCGAUGAUCCUUCGGCUCGCGCGAGCGGCCAGAGCUAAGCGCGAAUUGGAGGCGCGCAACAUAUUAGCAGAAAACACAUAAAAACUCGGCCUGGUCGGGCGGCGUCGCUCGCGCGUCGCGAACUCCCCGGGCGCGGCGAUAAGAAUCGCAUUGAUCGAGCAAUUAGUCAGUCAUCCGUCGGUACUGGUGCGGUGCGGAUACACACAGACCGGUGCGAACGGUGCUACCGAACGGUUGCGUCCUUGGAAGUCGUCUUCAAAUACUACAAACAGUCGCCCUCAAAAAACCCCGAAAACCUGUAUUUCUUCAAAAAGCCUCUCCUGACGUGGCAUUGCUUCGGUUGAGCGCGUCUUGUAGAUGGCGUCCAGUGGAAGUGGGAAAGUUUGAAUUUCGAAUAGACGCUACUACGCCUCAGCCACCCUCGCUUACUUUGCGGGUUUGCGCCAUAUCAGACCUCCCGUAGACAAAGUGUAGCCCGCCAACAAAGAGUGUGUGUGUGUGUGUGUGUGUGUGUGUGUGUGUGUGUUUGUAGGCAUCUGCAUCUCAGCUGAGUCAACGGCUAUCAACGCGUUUGCCCCAACCAUGAGAAAGAAGCUGUACCUGCUGUGCGGUGUGAACAGCGAGCGGAAGCUGAUCGUGGACCUACUCGCGAUACUGUUUGGCAUCGGGUCCUGGCUCGGCAUCAACUCGGUGUACGUGCAGCUGCCGCUGCUGGUCGGUAACGCGCCGGAAGGCUGGAAUCUGCCCUCCUACCUGGUGGUCAUCAUCCAGCUCGGAAACAUCGGUCCAAUCCUGUACACGGCCGCGCUGCGCAUCAAGUCCUUCCGAGACUCCUACCUGAUCAUUGCGCUGCUCGUACUCGGGUCGUGCGCCGCCAUGACGACCGCGUUCGUCUACGACCAGACGGUGCACGUGUUUGGUGCGGAACGGUCCGUACCGCUGUUCAUUACCGUGUUCGGCCUGUCGCUGGUCGGCUGCACCAGCUCGGUCCUGUUCAUGCCGUACAUGGGCCGGUUUAAAGGCAUCUAUCUCAUCACCUACCUGAUCGGGGAAGGGUUCAGCGGGUUCGUGCCGAGCAUUGUCGCGCUGAUCCAGGGUGUCGGCGGCAAUGGGGAGUGUAUCGCGGUCAAUGGGACCGAUCCGAAUGAGCCGCCACAGUACACGAGCUACACGCCGCCGCCUCGCUUCGGCACGCGCCCGUACUUUAUCGUGUCGUCCGUCAUACUGGCCAUCAGCAUGGUGGCGUUUGUGCUGCUGGACCGGCUGGCCGUCUGUCGGCGCGAGUAUGCGGCCGUUUCGAUCGGCAAUGGGAACAAUUACGCGUACGAGCCAAGCACACCGAACGAUGAGGAGACACGGUCGGCGGCUGGUGAUGCUGCGACCACCACCAAGGGGAAGGCUUCACUGGACCGUACCAACUACCUGCUGAUGAUGGUGCUGAUCAGCGUGAUGUGCCUGUUCGGCAACGGGUUCUUCCCGAGCAUCCAGUCGUACUCGUGCUUACCGUACGGCAACGUUGCCUACCAUCUGACGGUGACGCUCAGCAGCAUGGCCAACCCAGCCGCCUGCUUUUUGGCGUUCUUCGUCCAGCGCAACUCGAUCCGUUCGAUCGUUGCCCUGUCGGUCGUGUUCGUUCCGUUUGCGGCGUACGCACUGACCACCGCCAUGACUAGCCCGGAUCCGCCACUGAUGCACAACGUGCUCGGUGACAUCUUGGUGGUUGCCUGCUGGACGCUGCUGGUCGGUCUGGUGAGCUACAUUCGUCUGGCCAUCACGACGCUGCUGCGCUGCGAAGGCGGCCAAACGCUCGUCUGGGUCGGUGUCGCGUCCCAGCUUGGGUCUCUCGUCGGCUCGAUCCUGUCCUUCACGCUGGUCAACUUUACCGACACCUUCCAGCAGUACUACCCUUGCUGAAAGGGAAUGAAGCAGAAAUCAUUCCCUUCGCUUUUUAGCAGCUAACAAUCGAUUUUGGGGGGGACCGCAUCUGCAAGCAAUAUUUAUAAACACUGCUCUUAUUCUUAAGUACUGACUCUGUGGCCGAAGCGCGUGGCCUAGCCAAAAUUGCCUUAAAAAUAAGCAUUGAUUUCUUUCGUGAUAUUAUACUGAACUGAAAAAGUCGAGAUACAAUAAAUGCUUUCGAACUAUAGAAACCUA